Molecule: messenger RNA, 1542 nt
Organism: Scedosporium apiospermum
Lineage: Eukaryota; Fungi; Ascomycota; Sordariomycetes; Microascales; Microascaceae
Exons: 2
Coding region: 1-1542 (513 amino acids)
Source: RefSeq, a predicted model, not a curated record
AUGGAUACCUCUCCACUAACCAAGGCGCACGACUACGCCAUUGCAGCUUCUAAAGCUACAAAGGCCUCCGAUACCACCGUUGCCAUCGCUCAACAUACUCUUGCCGCCGGAGAGUUUUCCAACGCCGCGCAAAACACGACAUGCAUCGAGGCUCUCCGUACCCUCAAGCUACUCGAGCAGCACCACCGUCGACUUUCGGAGCUUCUAAAGUUUCCCGCCGAGAAUCCCUCCCAGCCUUCCGAAGCUGAUAUCGACGCCGACGAUGACGAGAAGCAAGCCGCCAACCAAAAAAAUGCCUCCGCCACCAGCGAUCCCUCGAGGACGGAGCGUUCGACCGCCAAGACCUUGCCGCAGGUGCCCUCACUCCUGGGACAGCGCCGCCACUCCUCCCGGGAUCUUACGUCGUCCAUCGCGAGUAAUCUUGCUUCCGCGCGGGGAAUACGGGUCAAAUACGGCGGGCAGCCCCUGAGUCCGAGUGUAUCCAACGACCCGGCCUCUGGAAAUCUGGAAACGCUGCCGCGCCGACGAGAUGGGCAAAGGUCCAAGAUGCAGAACAUGCUUGACCAGCCGCCCAAACCCGUCUGGUCUCCGCAAGAUCAAGUUCAAAAGAAACUGGAGGCUCAGCCGCGCGAGUCUGGCCAGGGUCAACCCGAGCAAACCGACGACGGAUACUCACGCUUCUACAACUCCUUCGGGUCCCUGUUCAACAAGCUGUCAGCACCCCUUGCUUUUGCCGGUCUCCCACUCAUUGCCGAAGAGCCGUCGGCCAGCCAGCCGGCCCCGGCUCCCGAAACGUCCCCGCCGAAGAGGACUAGGCAGCAUCUCCACUCAUCCCACUCAGCGACCGCCGAGCCCGAUCUGAGCAAGAUCUAUUCCAAGGCCGCGCUGCGAGUCGUUUCACGCGACGGACACGGCGCCAACGAUUCAUUCUACGUAGUGCCGACCAGCGGGCACACGAUGUCCUAUGCCAACAUUCUCACCUUUGCCGAAAAAGAGAAGCGCCGCAUGGAAGCUUCUCUCCACGGCAGCACGGCCGACACGAUAGACGACGAAGACGACUUCGUCGACGCGCGAGAGACCCCGGCGCCGCUCUCGCCGAUCGCCAAACGCCGCAUCGGCAAGGGCCGCACAGAGAAGGACCUCAACAACGCCAUCGAGGAGCUAUGCAUGGAAAACAAGAGUCUCAAGGACAUGCUCGACAAGCUGAGCAAGCGCCUCCACGCGUUCGAGGCGAGCGCGCAGAAUUCGAGCCUCGCCCUCGCGGAGAGCAUGAGGCUCAUGCGUCCCGGGUCGCCGCUCGCCGCCGCGGGGGGCCGGUCCUCGAUGGAGGAGACGCUGAGGAAGCAGAAUGCCGAGCUGGAGGAGAGGUUGGGUGUUGCGGCGAAGCAUAUCGAGGUGCUGGAGAAGGAUAACCAGAAGAUGCAGAAGACGCUGGGGAAGUAUCGGGAGAAGUGGGAGCAGCUGAAGGAGAGCGCUAAGGCGAGGAGAGGGCAGCCUCCUGCGAAUGGGGGUGGCGGAUCUGGGAAUACGACACCAAAUUAA